Molecule: messenger RNA, 8499 nt
Organism: Triticum aestivum (bread wheat)
Lineage: Eukaryota; Viridiplantae; Streptophyta; Magnoliopsida; Poales; Poaceae
Product: lysosomal Pro-X carboxypeptidase-like
Exons: 10
Coding region: 6767-8326 (519 amino acids)
Biological process (GO): proteolysis
Molecular function (GO): dipeptidyl-peptidase activity; serine-type exopeptidase activity
Source: RefSeq, a predicted model, not a curated record
CGCUGUGCCUUGCGAGUGUGUCCAUGUAUAAGGGAGGUGCUUGUUUGUUUUUCAUGUGCGAGUCUCGGCGUUUUGGUGAAGCUGUGCGAGGGUUUGGUCGGUUGCUGGUUCUACAUCCCACCUCUAUGGGCUCCGCCUCCAACCGACCAGUUGGUCCGUUGGGUGCUGAGAAAUCUUAGGGGGUAGGGAUGGACCCAGCGACGACACUGCCACAACCUUUGCAAAUACUCUAGCGACCAGCACUGUCAGUGGCGGAGCUUUACCAAUAAAUAUUGGAACCUCGUCAGCAUCAUCAUCUUGGUCGCUGUCUCAUUCCCCUUUGUACUCUUUGGUUCGCAGGAUUCUAGAAAUAUGGGAAUAUGAAAGUCACAGGAAUAUGUGAUAGGAUCCUCCAAAAUUCCUUUGAAUCAAAGAGGCCUCAAACUUGCUGGUGCUGGUGGUGGUGAUGCUGGUGCAAGCUCCUCUCUCUCUCUCUCUACUGCGAAGUUCCUGUGAACUUACUUGGAUCAAAGAGGCCCUAAGCUGUCACACUUCUUGUUUGUGAAUGGUGCAUGGCUUUAUGAUUAACCUCAGUUUCUGGUUGCUGAACUGUGUCGUGCUGAAUGGACUUUCCAUUUUGGCAAGUCUGCUGGAGUUGCUCUUAGCUGGCGCGGGGCUAUGAUGAUUGAUUAUGGCUGAUAUAAGCAUGCUCUUGAGCAAUCGAGGCACUUUUCGGGUAUUAAGUUGGAUACCCCCUUGUUUCUUUGAGCCGUUUUGAUCAUGCGCUUAUUUUAGUGUCUCUGUCCUUGGAUGGUCAUUUCUUAUGAGUGAUAACCAGGACAGUCUCACCAUUGUAAGAACAGAUUGAUCUGGUGAUGGAGACACUAGGGAAAGGGUCAUAUGAUCGAGCAAAGGCGAAUCUGAGCCCAUUCAAAUGCAGUUCUGGUCUCAAGCACAGUGUGCUAUGUUGUUGCUGUUCUGUAUUUGUAUUUAGCGCCUCUUUGGUUUGCAGGAAUUUAAGAACACAACAACAACAAAGCCUUUAGUCCCAAACAAGUUGGGGUAGGCUAGAGGUGAAACCCAUAAAGAUCUCGCAACUAACUCAUGGUUCUUGCACAUGGAUAGCAAGCUUCCACGCACCCUUGUCCAUGGCUAGUUCUCUGGUGAUACUCCAGUCCUUGAGAUCUCUCUUUAGGGAUUCCUGUCAUGUCAAGUUUGGUCUACCCUGACCUCUCUUGACAUUAUCAACACGCUUUAGCCGUUCGCUAUGCAUUGGCGCUUUUGGAGGCCUGCGCUGAAUAUUCCCAAACCAUAUCAGACGAUGUUGGACAAGCUUCAUUGAAGGAAAAAAAAAUGCAGGAUAUUGCAUUGUUAGGGUAUCUCCAACCCUGACCCCCAAAGUUCUGUCAGCAAAUGUCUGCGGACAUGUCCUGACGUGUCCGCGGACAGCCGGCUGGGCGGAGGGCAUUCUUGCUAGGGCGAUGAUGAUUGACCGUGGCUGAAAUAAGUGUGCCUUUGAGCAAUCAAGGCACCUGUGGGUUUCAAGUUGGAUCUUCCCUCUUGUCUCUAGAAUCCUUUUUGAUCCUGUGAUACUUAUUGUUCUGUCCUUGGACGGUCAUUCUUGUUGAGUGAUAACCAGGGCAGCUCCACUCUAUAAACAGAUUGAUCUGGUGAUAAGAGAUGACGGGGGUAGGUUAUAUGAUCGAGGAAAGGCGAAUCUGAGCCCACUGCAAUGAACCCUAAACCCUUUUUAUUUGUAUUUAAAGGUGUUGCUUAUUCUCAAGUGUUUAUAGCAGUCUCGUGCAAAGAUUUCUUCCCUCUCAUACCUUUAUUGCAUAUAAGUUGUUCUUGAUCUUUUAUUGUUUGUUGUUGCUCCUUAAUUUAAUCUAGUUAAGGGUAAGCUGCACUUUGCUAUACUUGAAAGACUCGCUCCCAGCAAGUUAUCAUUUGAAUGGCUUGUUUUAAUUCGUUGUGACACUAUUACUUCUAUUUUUCCGGAAGUUUCCCGAUGCAGCUAUUUGUUCUUACUCAAUCCGUUUCUAAAUAUAAGUCUUUUUAGAGAUUUCAAAUUUUCAAUACAAACUAAAUACUGAUGUAUAUAGACAUAUUUUAGAGUGUAAAUUCACUCAUUUUGCUCUCUAUGUAGUCCCUUAUUGACAUAUCUAAAAAGACUUAUAUUUACGACCGGAGGGAGCACAUGCUAAAAUUAUAAUGCUACAGAAUUUUUUCUAGUUUGUUUUUUUGAGAGAGAAUGCUGUAUUGUUCAUGUAAGGAGUGACCGAAGCAUGUCUCAUGUUGCUGUCUGUAUCUAUAAGCAAUUUUCCGACUGCUGUGAUUAAGUUGCUGGGAUAAUCCGAGCCAUCGAGUGGACAUUUCUCUGAAGCUUUCCCCAAUUCUGUCUGUCACCACUGCAUUUUUUGGAUCACGCACCAGACUAAAUGUAGUGAACUUCGAAGGAUGUGUGUUUUGGUAGCUUCUUAACUUGUUUCCUUGCUAAGUAAGCCUUCGGGGUUAUUCUGUUUUGUUGCUGCCUUCUUUAUACAUAUAGUUUUGGUCUUUUGCAUCACUUUGUCUUGCACUCUUCCGAGCAAGCUUAUAACAGUGAUGACUUUGUCCAUUUAGUCAUAGCAACUAUUUGAAUUAUCAAAAUUUGCUACCAUUUGGUUACCACCAGAUGUUUGUCUGUUGACAAAACAUGGUCCAGGAAGGCAUUUUGUCUGCUAUGUUUUUUGAAAUAGAAUUCUGAUUCAGGGCUAUGAUGAUUGACCAUUGCUGAUAUAAGCAUGCUCUCGAGCAAUCGAGUAAGCUUUGGGUAUAAGUUGGAUCCUCCCUUGUCUCUUGGAGCCGUUUCAACCACAACAAGAAUUAUGGAACGGAGGGAGUAUAUAUUUUCUGUGGCUCUGUCCUUGGAAGGUCAUUUUGAUCAGUGAUAACCAGGGCAGCUCCACAGUAUAAACGGGUUGAUCUGGUGGUAAGAGAUGAUGGGGGUAGGUUAUAUGAUCUGAGCCCCUCAAAUGCAAUUCUAGUGCUCCUUCAGCAUAAUGUGCUACGUUGUUUGUCUUUUCUUAUUUGUAUUUGAAGGUGUCGCUUUUUAUGCUCCUGUUUUUAUAGCUGUUCUGUGUAUAUAUUUCUUCCCUCGUACCUUUAUUGUGCAAGAUGUUCUUGCUCUUUUUUGUUUCGUUCUUGCAUCUAUCUGCACUAUAGUACGUGAAGUAUCAACCAAAAAAAAUUGGUCUUUGAUGCUACAUAUUCAGUUAAUUUUGUUCCCACUGUGCAACUUAAAUGUAUUGUCAUUGCCCCCAGCACAUUAUACUUUGUGGUUUGCACACAUGCAUGGCAAAAUACUCCAAAUCUGAUGUGGUGUAAUGAUGCUCUAUCAUGUAUUUUAAAAGCAUGCCUUGGGGCAAGCUUCUAUAUCACCACCCUUCUCCACAGAAGCAUGUUCAAAUCAUAAGCUAGUGUUGGUGGUGCUGUAAUUCGUAUGGUCAACCAGAUAAUCAGUGCAACAUGCUCGUCAUGUGUUUGGAUGCAACUGAGAGUGCAUAUGCACAUUAGAUACUGUGAAUAAAAGGUUGUGUGCUUGGCCAGUAAUUUUAAUAUGUGAGGCCUUCAUUGGCUAUGUAUAAUAUAAUGUUCUCUUGCCAUGUAUGUGUUGAGUGUUGGAUAACAAAAUGAUAAUGUUAAGUGAAAUUCUUCAAUAUCAAAUGAACUCUUUGUACAGAUUUUUUUAGUUCUAUUGGAUUUCCCAUAAUAGUUUGCAUACAGGUCUACCAUUGUGUCUCUUCAUGAAUGCGGUACUACUAAGCAAGCCUGAGAAGCCUUUGUAAUAGUUUGUGUAAUUGAGCAGUUUCUUUCUUUCAACUGCCAUAAUGUGUGCAAUUUCAUCUUGAUUCUAAAGUACAUGUUUCCUUUCUACUUGAAGUUAGAUGUAGGUCAGUAGGCAUCAGGAUGAUUGCAUAGCCCAAUAUUCUCCCUUGUUACAUAAUUUUGCAAGCUAUUGGUGACCACAAAUUAUUACGGGUUCUGUAUGCCAAACAAUGCUCUCUGUUUAAUGCAAAAUAUAUUGUUUGUAGGCACUAUUUGGUUUUGCUUGACAUUGAUUUUGGUGGUUUGCAUUUAAGUUAAAAUGCAGGCAGUGGUUGUUCUUUAUUGUUUGGUAAUUUAAUUUUUCUCUUCUGUUAGUUAUACUUGUUCUUUAUUGUUUGGGAUUUUGUUGCUUUCAGGAGAUAGCUUCUUCUCGCUUGCUUCUUCAGACUUGUAAUCCAUGAUCAUUUUGCUGCUUUCAGUAGGUAGCAUAUUCUUUAUUCUUUUGGGGUAAUUCUGUGUUGUUGCUGCCUUCUUUUUACAUAUAGUUUUGCAUCGCUUUGCUUUGCACUCUUCCUGGCAUGCUUAUAACAGAGACCUUUGUCCAUUAGACAUAGUAACUGUUCGAAUUAUCAAAAUUCGCUGCCAUUUGCUCACCACCAGAAGUUUAUCUGUUCACAAAACAUGGUCCAGGAAGGCAUUUUUUCUGCUAUGUUUUUUGAAAUAGAAUUCUGAUUUGGGGCAAUGAUGAUUGACCAUUGCUGAUAUAAGCAUGCUCUCGAGCAAUCGAGUAAGCUGUGCGUAUUCAGUUUGAUCCUCCCUCGUCUCGUGGAGCCAUUUCAACCAUGAUAAGAAUUAUGGAACGGAGGGAGUACUAAGAGUAACUCUAGCAGAUUUGCUAUAUUUUUGGUGGCUCUGUCCUUGGAAGGUCAUUUUGAUGAGUGAUAACCAGGGCAGCUCCACACUAUAAACGGGUUGAUCUGGUGAUAAGAGAUGAUUGGGGUAGGUUAUAUGAUCAAGCAAAGGCGAAUCUGAGGCCCCUCAAAUGCAAUUCUAGUGCUCUUUCAGCAUAAUGUGCUGCACUGUUUCUCUUUUUUUUAUCUGUAUUUGAAGGUGUCGCUUAUUUAUGCAAUUGUGUUUAUAGCUGUCCUGUGUAUGUAUUUCUUCCCUCUCAUACCUUUAUUGCGUAAGUUGUUCUUGCCCUUUUUUUUCAUCUGUCUGCACUAUAGUACAUCAAGUAUUAGGCAAGAAAAAUUUGUACUUUGAUGCUACAUAUUCAGUUAGUUUUGUUCCCACUGUUCAACUUAAAUGGAUUGUCGUGGCCCCCGGCACACUAUACUUUGUGGUUGCAUACAUGCACAGCAAAAUACUCCAAAUCUAAUGUGGUCUAAUGAUGCUCUAUCAUGUAUUUUAAUAAGCAUGCCUUAGAUCAAGCUUCUAUAUCACAGCCCUUCUCCACAGAAGCAAGUUCAAGUCGGUGGUGCUGUAAUUCGUAUGCUUGUCAUAUUCCUUUUGGAUGCAAUUGAGAGUGCAUAUGCACAUUAAAUGCUGUGAAUCAAAGCUUGCGUGCCUCGUCAGUAAUUUUGAUAUGUGAGCCCUCGAUUGGCUAUGUAUAAUAUGUUGUUCUCUCGCCAUGUAUGUGUUGAGUGUUGGUUAACAAAAUGAUAAUGUUCAGUGAAAAUUUUCAAUAUCAAACAAAUUUGUUGUACCGAGUUUGUUAGUUCUAUUGAAUUUCCCAUGAGAGUUUGUAUGCCGGUAUACCAUUGUGUCUCUUCAUGAAUGCGGUCCUGCUGAGCAAGCCUGAGAAGCCCUUGUACUAAUAGUUUGUGUAUUUGAGCAGUUUCGCCCUUUCAACUGCGAUGAUGUGUGCAAUUCCAUCUUGAUUCUAAAGUAGAGUUCCUUUCUACUUGAAGUUAAAUCGAGGUCAGUAGGCAUCAGGAGGAUUACAUAGCCCAAUAUCCUCCCUUGUCACAUAAUUUUGCAAGCAAUUGGUGACCACAAAUUAUUACGGGUUCUGUAUGCCAAACAAUGCUCUGUUUAAUGCAAAAUAUUUUUUUGUAUUGUAUUGUACUGCUAUUGCACAAGAUUUCUGGUUCCUCCUAACUAUGAGGCACUAUUUGGUUAUGCUUGACGGUAAUUUUGGCGCUUUAUUUCAACUAGAAUGCACGCAGGACAUGUUUGGUCAUUUGAUAUUUUUCUUCUCUCCUACGGCUACUUGUUCUUUAUUUGUUUCUAAUCAUUUUGCUGCUCUCAAGAGAUGCUUACCAUAUUCUCGCUUGGUUCAUCAGUGACCUCAUCCAUUUGGUUUGGUGUCAAAAGAGAAAGGGCCUCCCAACCAAGUUUCAUGUUCAUCUUAUUGGCUCUAGCUGUGAUCUUGUAGAUAUUGCUGCAUGUGGAACAUAUUUUAGCGUUUCCUAAGUUGGGUUCUAGAGUGGUUGCACUCUGUUAUACCAAGGUAGACUUGCUGGCUUGUUUUUAAAUGGUUGUCAUACCAGCAUUGUUUUCUCCCAGCAAAUUACCAGCUGCAGCAUUUUGUUCUUACAUGUGACAGAGAACCGAGGAUGUUGCAUGUUGCUGUCUGUAACCAUAAGCAAUUUUUUGGCUGCUGUGACUCUGAUUGAGUUGCUGGGUUUAGCUGAGCCACUGAGGUCUGAGGUGAUAUUUUGACUGCUGUUACUGUUGCCUCGAGUGCCAGUUUGGGCGUUCGACGCCUACGGUCUGUUCGAAGUGCUACGGUUUUGUUGUGUUACCCCGUGACAGGUUUCUUCAAUGUUAAGCAUCAUUUAGCAUGCUCUUGUUUUCUCAAACCGUUUGUCUCCAUCUCUUCGACCUGGUUUGAAUAAUUAUACACUUUUGGUUGUACGUGUGCAGGGCUGCAUGCAGGCUGGCUGGGAGUGUGUACGCUCUCGCACACCCGCGCCUUCUUAAAUCCCAGACCACAUCGGCAGUGACGCCGGCGAGCUGCAGGGAGUGACGGGCAGAAAUGGCGGCCUCCUCCCACUCCGCCGUCAUCUUGGUGCUGCUGUUCCUCCUCCUCGUCGUGGCGUUCGUGCCCGCACCGGCAGCAGCAGUGAGCCCCUCCAAGCGCCCCACCCAUCAGCCUCCCUCUUUCCCUGCCGGAAUCUCUACCCUGCGGCAGCUGGCUGCAAGCUCGAGCAGCGGGUACGCCACUGCGGCGAAGCCGUUCACGGCGCAGUACUUCCUGCAGGAGCUGGACCACUUCACCUUCACGCCCAACUCCUCCCGCGUCUUCUCCCAGAAGUACCUCCUCAACGACACCUUCUGGCGGCGGAAGCCCACCGUCGGGCCGCUGUUUGUGUACAUGGGCGGCGAGGCCAACAUUGAGUGGUUGGCCACCACCACCGGCUUCAUGUUCGACAUCGCGCCAGAGUUCGGGGCUCUCAUCGUCUUCAUCGAGCAUCGGUUCUACGGGGAGUCAAAGCCGUUCGGGAAUGACUCAUACAAGUCAACUGACAUGCUGGGCUACCUGACGUCCACACAGGCGCUCGCUGACUUUGCCAUCCUCAUCACCAGUCUCAAGCAGAACAUGUCCAUUGUUGAUGCCCCCGUCGUCGUCUUCGGCGGCUCUUACGGCGGCAUGUUGGCUUCAUGGUUCAGGUUAAAGUAUCCCCAUGUCGCCAUGGGAGCCGUGGCGUCCUCUGCACCCAUCCUGCACUUCGAUGACAUCACCCCGUGGUCAAGCUUCCAUGACACCGUCUCACAGGACUUCAAGUCCGAGAGCCUGAAUUGCUUCAGUGUCAUCAAGGCAGUCUGGGAUGUGCUAGAUAAAAGGGGAUCCAACGACACUGGGCUCUUGGAGCUCAGCAAAACCUUCAGGGCCUGCAAGACCGUGCAGUUCAUUUAUUCGCUGAGCAGCUGGCUACGGACAGCGUUCAUCCACACAGCCGUGAUGGACUAUCCAACCCCAGCAAAUUUCUUGACGAAUCUGCCUGCUUACCCAGUCAGGGAGAUGUGCAAGAUCAUUGAUUCUUUUCCUGCGGGAGCCGACGUCAUCGACAAGGCUUUCGCUGCGGCGAGCAUGUACUACAAUUACACAGGCGACCAGAAAUGCUUCCAGGUGGAGGGUGGCGAUGAUGACCCUCAUGGCUUCAAAGGAUGGGGCUGGCAGGCCUGCACAGAGAUGGUCAUGCCGAUGACGGUGUCGAACGAGAGCAUGUUCCCACCAUCCAGCUUCAGUUACGAGAAGACGUCCGAGAACUGCCUCGCGGGCUACAAAGUUCUUCCGAGGAUGCACUGGAUCACUUCUGAAUAUGGUGGCCAUAAAAUUGACAAGGUUCUCAAGAGGUUUGGGAGCAACAUCAUCUUCUCCAAUGGGAUGCGAGACCCGUGGAGUGGAGGCGGGGUACUCAAGAACAUAUCAUCCAGCAUCAUUGCUCUUGUCACGGAGAAAGGGGCCCAUCAUUUGGACCUCAGAUCUGCAACCAAGGAUGAUCCAGACUGGAUUGUAGAACAAAGGAGACAGGAAGUUGAGAUCAUACAUGGAUGGAUAGACCAGUAUAACAAGGACAUUGCACAGAUGUAGCAGUAAGGAGGCGCCAUUAAUUUUCACGGUCAUGGAAAAUAAAUGUGGCUACAUGGAAAAUGUAAGGACUUUGCUUCCUCCUACAGGGCAAUAAGCACAAAAACUUAAGAUAGUGCAUCAGUGCAACUUCAAAUUCAACAAGACACCAGAAAUUCUUGAACUUAAGCAGUCAU